UGGAUGCGGCGGAUGUACUCCAAUGAGCCAGCGGGUGUCGCUGUGGUCGACAGAGCAGCAGAUGGAGACGAGACGGGGCCUGGCUUGGGGGAACGCCGAUCGCUUCCCAUUCUUCCUCAUACAGACACACAACAUGGCGGUCUAGAAUGGUCGGCCGACGCGCCCGUAUUGAGCGGACUACCCGUGGAAAUUAGGCCCCCAGAUAUGCCCGGAAGAUACAUUUUGAAGCGACGAUAAGUGAGGGCGGAUUGAGGAUUUUUAUGUGGCGUGCGACCUGUUUUCUUGGAUUUACCACGUAAAGUGACAGCGAAGUGUUGGCGGCGUGUCCCAAAUCGAGCCUCCCUCCUCUGAUAUCACCAGGUCCCCCACCCCGCUCUCAGUCUCGACUCCAGAGGAGUGGAGACAGGGGCCGGGGCCGACAGCGUGGACAAGAAAGCGAGCCUACAUUUCUACUUUCCUUGGCCUUUCCCCCCACCCCCCUUCCGAGCUUCCUCUGGGCGUUACUGGAGUCUUGAAAACUACUGUGCGAAUGAGUGACUGAUCUCAAAUUUGCUUUUUCAGGGCAGAAUGGGUGUGUGUCCCUUGCUCCUGCUGCUAGGUCUAGCCCUCAGGGUCUCAACCCAGGAUCAUGUCCCGGUCACAAGUGCUCCAAAUAUUUCUGCAAAAUCGACACAACCCCCCACCGUACAUGUCAUCAACAUCACAGUUGCACCCACACUAUCCCCCACAGUCCCAUCUGCAACACUGCCCCUUGGAGUCACACCGACGACAGCAAUAUCAAGUCCAGCUCCGACUGUUGGUCCUCUGCCAACACACAGCCCAGAGACUUCCUCUCCUACCACCUCAGUCGGCAGUGAGAAUGGGACGACCGCAUCCGUUUCAGACACUCCUACUACUGAAACAUAUUUUCAAGACGAUGAUUACUCUACAAUGGAGACAGAGACCACUCCACCUGAGAUGGAUUUCACCUCAGCUGCUAGCCCACAUGAUAAGAAUCAUCCUGAUGACAUGCCAAUCAUAGCGGUGAUGGUGGCCCUGUCUUCCUUAUUGGUCAUUAUCUUUAUCAUCAUCAUCCUCUACAUGCUCAGGUUUAAAAAAUACAAGCAGGCAGGAAGCCACUCCAAUUCCUUUAGAUUGACCAAUGGAAGAUCAGAAGAUACAGAACUCCAGAGUGUGCCACUAUUGGCCCGUUCACCCAGCACAAACAGGAAGUACCCACCCCUUCCUGUCGACAAGCUUGAGGAAGAAAUGAACCGUCGUAUGGCUGAUGACAACAAGUUGUUCAGGGAGGAGUUUAAUGCUCUACCAGUCUGCCCCAUUCAGGCAACGUGUGACGCAGCAUCCAAGGAAGAGAAUAAAGAAAAAAACAGAUAUGUCAACAUCCUUCCGUAUGAUCACUCCCGGGUGCAUCUCUCAUCUCUCGAAGGAGUACCAGACUCUGACUUCAUCAAUGCCUCCUUUAUAAAUGGUUACCAGGAGAAGAAUAAGUUUAUUGCAGCUCAAGGACCGAAGGAGGAAACAGUAAAUGACUAUUGGCGGAUGAUCUGGGAGCAGAACACAGCCACCAUUGUCAUGGUGACCAAUCUGAAGGAGAGGAAAGAGUGUAAGUGUGCCCAGUACUGGCCGGACCAGGGCUGUUGGACAUACGGGAACAUCCGUGUUUCUGUGGAAGACACAAUGGUUCUCGUAGAUUACACCAUCCGCAAGUUUUGCAUCCAGCAGGUUGGGGAUAUAUCUGGAAAAAAGCCACAAAGGCUAGUCACUCAGUUCCACUUCACCAGCUGGCCAGAUUUCGGUGUUCCUUUCACCCCCAUUGGUAUGCUGAAGUUUCUCAAGAAAGUCAAAACCUACAACCCUCAAUAUGCUGGGCCCAUUGUGGUCCACUGCAGCGCGGGAGUAGGAAGAACAGGUACAUUCAUUGUGAUAGAUGCCAUGUUGGACAUGAUGAACACCGAGAGAAAGGUGGAUGUGUUCGGCUUUGUCACCAGGAUUAGAGCCCAGAGAUGUCAGAUGGUCCAGACUGAUAUGCAGUACGUUUUCAUCUUCCAAGCGUUGUUAGAGCACUAUUUGUACGGAGACACUGAGCUGGAGGUGACCUCUCUGGAGUCCCACCUGGCUAAAUUGUACACCACUUCACCAGGAGCUGGCUGCAGUGGUUUGGAAGCUGAAUUCAAGAAACUGACAUCCAUCAAGAUCCAGAAUGACAAGAUGAGAACGGGCAAUCUCCCUGCCAACAUGAAGAAGAACAGAGUACUACAGAUCAUUCCAUACGAGUUCAACAGAGUGAUCAUUCCAGUGAAACGAGGAGAAGAGAACACUGACUAUGUCAAUGCAUCUUUUAUUGACGGCUAUCGCCAGAAAGAUUCAUACAUGGCAAGCCAAGGCCCCUUGCAGCACACCAUUGAGGACUUCUGGAGGAUGAUCUGGGAAUGGAGAAGCUGCUCAAUAGUCAUGCUCACUGAGCUGGAGGAGAGAGGGCAGGAAAAGUGUGCUCAGUAUUGGCCCAGUGAUGGAGUGGUGGCCUAUGGGGACAUCUCUAUUGAACUUAAAAGGGAGGAAGAGAGUGAGAGCUAUACAGUGCGUGACCUCAUGGUUACCAACAACAGGGAGAACAAGGCUCGAGCAGUGCGUCAGUUUCAUUUCCAUGGAUGGCCAGAAGUGGGCAUCCCCACUGAUGGUAAAGGCAUGAUCAAUAUAAUAGCAGCAGUGCAGAAACAGCAACAGCAGUCUGGCAACCAUCCUAUCACAGUGCACUGCAGUGCUGGUGCAGGCCGGACAGGGACAUUCUGUGCAUUGAGUACAGUCCUGGAGAGGGUGAAGGCAGAAGGCAUUCUGGAUGUUUUCCAAACGGUCAAGAGCCUCAGAUUGCAGAGACCCCACAUGGUGCAGACAAUGGAGCAGUACGAGUUCUGCUACAAAGUGGUCCAGGAGUAUAUCGAUGCCUUUUCUGACUACGCCAAUUUCAAAUAGAGACCCAGAAUGGAUGGCAACACAUCAUACUAACACCACAUGCAUGCACCAGAACACACACAAACAUGACCAUGCAGAAAGCUGCAUUCUUCCCUCUGGAGGAUUGUUUUCCUUUUUUAAGUGACACAUCACAAUGUUGUUCUGUGGAUGGGACAGACUGCCUGCAGAAAAAGGGAACCAAGAUUUCAGUCGGGUCACAGGGCAGUGCAUUUUGGACAGAGAGAAAAGAGAUGCCUUCUUGAGUAUUUUGUAACAUUGUUUUUGUUGUUUAUACAGCCCCCGAUGUGCUUACAUCCACAUACUGCAUUGUUUAACUUUUAGUUCUGGACACAGUUUUGAGUUCGGCUGCAUUUUUGGGUGGCACCUGUAAAGUAUUUUAUUACUCUCUCUCUCUCUCUCUCUCUCUCUCUCUCUCUCUCUCUCUCUCUCUCUCUCCCUCUCUCUCUCUCUCUCUCUCUCUCUAUAUAUAUAUAUAUUAUGAAAAAUCUAUAUGAAUAUAAAACUAAUGGUUUGGAGGUUUAUGUAAAAUAUUGCUUUUUUUUACUCAUUAAGGACUGAAAAAUGUAAAAGCUUUUGGCUUUGCCAGAGCCACACUGUAGUUGUGCGGCGGCAAAGGUUUAAGCUGAACUUCAAACUUUGAUAAACGGCACAAGCAGAUCAUUUUGUCGUCACAGAAUUAAUUGUUAAUAUAAAUGAAAUGUAAAAUAUUUCACACCGCGUUGCUAUUCGAAUCUACCGAUCCCUAAAUACACAAAGGCAGCAGUCUGCAGUUGUUGUUUUUUUUUUGUAAUUUUUGUAUUUUGUUUUUUGUAUUUGUUUGCAUUUAAAAUGCAUGCUGUUGGAAAGGUCAUUCGUGCAGACAGCCAAAGGUUAUGUCACUUGGUUCUGCAGCUAGGGGUCCAAUCAUAUUAAGGCACUUGGAAAAAUAAUUCUUAAGGGUCCGGGCUAAACUGGACUAUAGCAAUUUAAAUACAUGAGUAUAAUAUUUUUAUUUCACCCACUGCACAUACACUAUAUUGGCGAACGUAUUCAGACACCUUUAUUAAUUACACAGUCUGGCUUUGGCAUACCCUUAGCUCCCACUGAAUAGUAAUUAUUUAUUCUACAACUCCAUAAUUUGUAUGCUUCCAUCUUUUGUGGGAACAUGUUUGGAAGAAGUCUCUAACCUGGAAGAACUUCUAUACAGUAUGUUCUUCCAAUUUUCAGCUGUCCCAAUACUUUUGUCUAUAUUAGUAGUGUCAGGUAAAAAGAGAAAACUUACACACACACACAGCAGUAUUUCCUCAAAUAUUUUGUUGAGCCUUUCUGGCCUUUUCUUUGAGCCUUUUUUUUACAGUGCAAUCAGAAAGCAUUCACACCCCUUCACGUUUUCCACAUUUUGCUGUUACAGACUUAUUCUAAAGCUGAUUUGAGUAUUUUUUUCUAGAAAUCAACAAAAUAUCCCAUAAUGACAAAGUAAAAACAUAUUUUCAGACAUUUGUGUAAAUUUAUAAAAAAAUAUAUAUAAACAUUCAAACAUAUUAGGUAAAUAAGUAUUCACACCCUUUGCUAUGACAUUGGAGAAGAAGAGGCACUGCUCAUCACCUGGCUAACACCAACCCUACUGUGAAGUAUGGUGGUGGCAGCAUCAUGCUGUUGGGCUGUUUUUCUGCUGCAGGAACUGGGCAACUAGUCUGCAUAGAGGGUAAGAUGACAGUUCCCAAAUAUAGAGAAAUUAUUCAAGAGAACUUGCUCCAGAGUGGUCUGGAACUCAGACUAGGGCGUCAAUUCACCUUCCAACACGACAAUGACCCAAAGCUGGCUUCAGGAGCAGCCUGUGAAUGUCCUGGAGUGACUCAGCCAGAGCCUGGACUUGAAUCCAAUCGAACAUCUCUGGAAAACCUAAAAAUGGCUGUCCACCGACGCUGCCCAUCCAACCUGACUGACCUUGAGAGGAUCUGCAGGGAAGAAUAGGAGGAACUGCCACAAAACAGGUGUGCCAAGCUCACAGAGACAUACCCAAGAAGAUUUGAGGCUGCGAUUGGUGCCAAAGGUGCAUCAACAAAAUAUUAAGCCAAGGGUGGCAAUACUUAAGUAUGUACCUAUUAUGUUUAAAUGGUUAGAUUUUCAAUAAAUUUGUCUGAAAAUAUAUUUUGACUUUGUCAUUAUGGGAUAUUAUAUGUAUAUUUCUUUUAAAGAAAACUGUACUCAAAUCAGCUUUAGAAUGAGUCUGUAACAAUGCAUAAUGUGGAAAAAGUGAAGGGGUGUGAAUCCUUUCUGGUGGCACAGUAUAUCAGCCAGACAUCACAACGCUGUAUUGUCGCUAUUUAAAAGAAUGUGUGUUCAUUCCCACCAUGAACACUGAUAUCACUGGGGAACACGAUCUUUGUUGAGUUAGGUCUGACAGCUGUUUUAAACUCAUAUUUGAAUGCGGAAUCAAAAACUGAUAUCAGUUUUCACGUCAUGUUUUUUAACUAUAGAUCCCCGCUUUCUUGAAAAAAAAUUAGAAAAAUAUUGUACUUAACAGAUAUGUGCUUGUUUUAUAAAACUUUUCAAAUAUUGACAUACAAUGAAAUAUGAAAGAAACAAGCAUGGCUGCAAUAUUUAUUUAACACUAUUAUGUUUUACAAAGGGCGGCACGUUGGCCGACUGGUUAGAGCGUCAGCCUCACAGUUCUGAGGUGCGGGGUUCAAUCCCCGUCCCCGCCUGUGUGGAGUUUGCAUGUUCUCCCCGUGCCUGCGUGGGUUUUCUCCGGGCACUCCGGUUUCCUCCCACAUCCCAAAAACAUGCAUUAAUUGGAGACUCUAAAUUGCCCGUAGGCAUGACUGUGAGUGCGAAUGGUUGUUUGUUUGUAUGUGCCCUGCGAUUGGCUGGCAACCAGUUCAGGGUGUACCCCGCCUCCUGCCCGAUGACAGCUGGGAUAGGCUCCAGCACGCCCGCGACCCUAGUGAGGAGAAGCGGCUCAGAAAAUGGAUGGAUGGAUGUUUUACAAAGGAUAUGGCACAAAUCCUCUUAAUUCCUACUAUCCUAGCAUUCUGUUUGCAGAUAUUGAUAGUACUGACCUAUUGAAAACUACACACACCUCAUCGCACUGUCUCAAUUGUGACAAGUUGCCACGCGGCUGGCAAGUCUUACUAUAGCUAAUCAGUGGAAUUUUGCUUAUCUGGAGGGUAAGCUGUGGAGAAAAAAACUGACUGCAAUUUUGGAAUCAGCAUGCUAAUUUUAGUUUUAAUCAGCAUAAAAAUCUAACUCAACAGAAUAAAUUUUUCUAAUUGUUCCCCAGUGUAGUGAAGAAUGUCGAUUUUUAUUCAAAUGCUCAUUUUAACAAAAAAAAAAUUUUUUUAAACUUCAUGUGCCAUGCUGUGUUUACUCAUUUCUUUUUUUAAAUUUGUGUUCUCUGAAAAACACACUCACUUGAACUACCACUAACAUCACAGUGGAGGCCAUCCCCUCUUGAUGAUUGUAAAAAUAAAUGAAUGGUGUCAGUUAA
Molecule: messenger RNA, 6439 nt
Organism: Phyllopteryx taeniolatus (common seadragon)
Lineage: Eukaryota; Metazoa; Chordata; Actinopteri; Syngnathiformes; Syngnathidae
Gene: ptpra
Product: protein tyrosine phosphatase receptor type A
Exons: 22
Coding region: 568-2970 (800 amino acids)
Biological process (GO): protein dephosphorylation
Molecular function (GO): protein tyrosine phosphatase activity
Source: RefSeq, a predicted model, not a curated record